This is a messenger RNA of Caenorhabditis angaria, 4078 nucleotides long. Lineage: Eukaryota; Metazoa; Nematoda; Chromadorea; Rhabditida; Rhabditidae. The record is from the annotation of a GenBank genome assembly.
AUGUACAAGCAAGAUGAUAACAUCCAAAUGAGAAGUGAUCCAUUGGAUAGUAUCACAGAAACUAGAGCAAAUUAUCAAGAAGUCUCGGCGAUUCGAACAAGUAUUGUUAAACCGCAAGAUCAGUUUGUUUGGGGAGAAAAUGAAAUCGAUGUCAACACUGUUAAUAGAUCAACAUAUCAAGGUGGUAUUGGGGAUAGAUUUCAAGCUUCUCGACCAAAAGAUCAACUAGAUAAAUCGAGUGACCCUAUCGAAUCAAAUACUAUCAACAGAUCAACAUAUCAAGGUGGUAUUGGUGAUAGAUUUCAAGCUUCUCGACCAAAAGAUCAACUAGAUAAAUCGAGUGACCCUAUCGAAUCAAAUACUAUCAACAGAACAACAUAUCAAGGUGGUAUUGGUGAUAGAUUUCAAGCUUCUCGACCAAAAGAUCAACUAGAUAAAUCGAGUGACCCUAUCGAAUCAAAUACUAUCAACAGAUCAACAUAUCAAGGUGGUAUUGGUGAUAGAUUUCAAGCUUCUCGACCAAAAGAUCAACUAGAUAAAUCGAGUGACCCUAUCGAAUCAAAUACUAUCAACAGAACAACAUAUCAAGGUGGUAUUGGUGAUAGAUUUCAAGCUUCUCGACCAAAAGAUCAACUAGAUAAAUCGAGUGACCCUAUCGAAUCAAAUACUAUCAACAGAACAACAUAUCAAGGUGGUAUUGGUGAUAGGUUCCAAGCUUCUCGACCAAAAGAUCAACUAGAUAAAUCGAGUGACCCUAUCGAAUCAAAUACUAUCAACAGAUCAACAUAUCAAGGUGGUAUUGGUGAUAGGUUCCAAGCUUCUCGACCAAAAGAUCAACUAGAUAAAUCAAGUGACCCUAUCGAAUCAAAUACUAUCAACAGAUCAACAUAUCAAGGUGGUAUUGGUGAUAGGUUCCAAGCUUCUCGACCAAAAGAUCAACUAGAUAAAUCGAGUGACCCUAUCGAAUCAAAUACUAUCAACAGAACAACAUAUCAAGGUGGUAUUGGUGAUAGGUUCCAAGCUUCUCGACCAAAAGAUCAACUAGAUAAAUCGAGUGACCCUAUCGAAUCAAAUACUAUCAACAGAUCAACAUAUCAAGGUGGUAUUGGUGAUAGGUUCCAAGCUUCUCGACCAAAAGAUCAACUAGAUAAAUCAAGUGACCCUAUCGAAUCAAAUACUAUCAACAGAUCAACAUAUCAAGGUGGUAUUGGUGAUAGGUUCCAAGCUUCUCGACCAAAAGAUCAACUAGAUAAAUCGAGUGACCCUAUCGAAUCAAAUACUAUCAACAGAUCAACAUAUCAAGGUGGUAUUGGUGAUAGAUUUCAAGCUUCUCGACCAAAAGAUCAACUAGAUAAAUCAAGUGACCCUAUCGAAUCAAAUACUAUCAACAGAUCAACAUAUCAAGGUGGUAUUGGUGAUAGAUUUCAAGCUGCUCGACCAAAAGAUCAACUAGAUAAAUCAAGUGACCCUAUUGAAUCAAAUACUAUCAACAGAUCAACAUAUCAAGGUGGUAUUGGUGAUAGAUUUCAAGCUGCUCGACCAAAAGAUCAACUAGAUAAAUCAAGUGACCCUAUUGAAUCAAAUACUAUCAACAGAUCAACAUAUCAAGGUGGUAUUGGUGAUAGAUUUCAAGCUUCUCGACCAAAAGAUCAACUAGAUAAAUCGAGUGACCCUAUCGAAUCAAAUACUAUCAACAGAACAACAUAUCAAGGUGGUAUUGGUGAUAGAUUUCAAGCUUCUCGACCAAAAGAUCAACUAGAUAAAUCGAGUGACCCUAUCGAAUCAAAUACUAUCAACAGAACAACAUAUCAAGGUGGUAUUGGUGAUAGAUUUCAAGCUUCUCGACCAAAAGAUCAACUAGAUAAAUCGAGUGACCCUAUCGAAUCAAAUACUAUCAACAGAACAACAUAUCAAGGUGGUAUUGGUGAUAGAUUUCAAGCUUCUCGACCAAAAGAUCAACUAGAUAAAUCGAGUGACCCUAUCGAAUCAAAUACUAUCAACAGAUCAACAUAUCAAGGUGGUAUUGGUGAUAGAUUUCAAGCUGCUCGACCAAAAGAUCAACUAGAUAAAUCAAGUGACCCUAUUGAAUCAAAUACUAUCAACAGAUCAACAUAUCAAGGUGGUAUUGGUGAUAGAUUUCAAGCUGCUCGACCAAAAGAUCAACUAGAUAAAUCGAGUGACCCUAUCGAAUCAAAUACUAUCAACAGAUCAACAUAUCAAGGUGGUAUUGGUGAUAGAUUUCAAGCUUCUCGACCAAAAGAUCAACUAGAUAAAUCAAGUGACCCUAUUGAAUCAAAUACUAUCAACAGAUCAACAUAUCAAGGUGGUAUUGGUGAUAGAUUUCAAGCUUCUCGACCAAAAGAUCAACUAGAUAAAUCAAGUGACCCUAUUGAAUCAAAUACUAUCAACAGAUCAACAUAUCAAGGUGGUAUUGGUGAUAGAUUUCAAGCUUCUCGACCAAAAGAUCAACUAGAUAAAUCGAGUGACCCUAUUGAAUCAAAUACUAUCAACAGAUCAACAUAUCAAGGUGGUAUUGGUGAUAGAUUUCAAGCUUCUCGACCAAAAGAUCAACUAGAUAAAUCGAGUGACCCUAUUGAAUCAAAUACUAUCAACAGAUCAACAUAUCAAGGUGGUAUUGGUGAUAGAUUUCAAGCUGCUCGACCAAAAGAUCAACUAGAUAAAUCGAGUGACCCUAUCGAAUCAAAUACUAUCAACAGAACAACAUAUCAAGGUGGUAUUGGUGAUAGAUUUCAAGCUGCUCGACCAAAAGAUCAAAUCACAACCGGGAAAGUGACGUUUCAAUCUGAUUCAGGGUGAGUUCAUAUUUUCAUAAAAAAAUUAAAAAUUAAUUCCAUUAAAAAUUAAAAAUUUAUAAAAGGAUUCAGAUAAGAGAAUGAGCCGCGCAAAAUAAUAGUAUUGUACGCACUUUUUAUAUUAUUAAAUAGUUUUCACUUAGCUAGAUUUUUGGGCCUAAAUUUUGAUGAGUUAGCCUAACUUUUUUCAAUUUUUGAAGAUUUUUUUUUCAUAAUUUCCAUAUAUUUUUCAAAUUUAAUAGAAUUUUUAAUCAGUUUUUCUCAAUUUUCACGAAAUCUCUCCCAAAAACUCACCAAUCGCUUCUAUUUCCGAAAUCACACAAAAAUAAUCGAAAAUUCGAGAAAUUCAAUCGAAAUCCUUGAUAAAUCCAAAAUCCUCAUAGUUUUUCACGUUAUAGACAUUUACAUCCAAUUGUCCAUCAAUAUUUCAAGCUGAAAAUCGGCAAAUUUGACUUUUUUCAUGUACCAUUGAGUUCUGCUAACUACAUUUCUGUUUCUAUAGAUUUCUUCUGGGUCUCACAACAAUUUUCCAGCUAUUUUUCAAAGGUGCACAGCAAAAUCUUACCCAAACCCAUUUUCCAUCGAUUUUUUCAUAAAAACUCACAAGUUUGCCGGCGGUUUCUUCAAUUUUUGACCUCCCCAAAGAGUUAUCGCUUCAAAUUCCACCAAUAAUCGUUCUCCUCGUAUUCAACAUCAUUUUUGACUCUGAAAACUCAAAAAUUUCAAUCAAAACAGUGCUUCUCUAGAAAAAUCCUACCUUUAUUCGAUAAUCCUCCGAUUUUCCGUUGGAAGCGAUAAUUCCAGCCUUGUUGAACAUCUAAAAAUUCAAUUUUUGACUGAAAUUCACUAAUUUUCCCCGGAAACCUGAAAACCCAGCGAAGAAAAAACGAAAAAUGAAAAUAUUCUCGUGUUGCGCUAAACAGCGGGCAAGCGGAGUGUUGUUGUAGUGUGUUGAGGCAGUGAGGAAAAGAGAGAGAGGGAGAGAAAGAGAGAUAUGCACUUUUUAUAUUAUUUUGAAUAAGAGUAAAAUAUACUUUAGUUUGACCUAGUUGUUUUUGGUUUUGUAUUUAGUUUGGUGUUAAAGUGUAAAUAGUUUUUGCAGAUUAAAAUACAAUGAAUUUCCCAUGACAUUGAGUGCUCCAGUCGAUAAAUGGAUCUAUAACACCGAACAUCGUUCAUCUUUCCGUCCGCAACCUGCAAAUUCCUGUCCAGCCGCAAGAAUCGUAUCAUCCAAAAAGCGCAACACUCCAGUUUACUUAUACUAG